This is a messenger RNA of Terrapene triunguis (Three-toed box turtle), 3110 nucleotides long. RefSeq names its product protein phosphatase 1 regulatory subunit 3D-like. Gene Ontology annotation, molecular function: glycogen binding; protein phosphatase 1 binding. The transcript has a single exon. Lineage: Eukaryota; Metazoa; Chordata; Testudines; Emydidae. The record is from RefSeq and is a predicted model, not a curated record. Gene Ontology annotation, cellular component: protein phosphatase type 1 complex. The coding region runs from base 697 to 1617 and encodes 306 amino acids. Gene Ontology annotation, biological process: regulation of glycogen biosynthetic process.
GACAGCCUCCAACCUCCUCCAGCCUGUGCAACAGCCUCUGUUCUGCUUCCUUGCAGCCCAGUGACCUCCAAGACUCCUCCAGCCUGUGCAGGAGUCUUGAAUCAUCCAGCAUCAAGUGGGACCGCCUCGAAUCCUGCUCCAGACAGGGCAAGCGUCUUGGAUCCAUCAUAACAGCCUUCAAUCCCUCUUGAGUCUGUGCAACAACCUCGAACCCCAUAGUGCCCACCACAGCAGCUUGCAGUCCGCCUUCAACGGGUACAACAGCCUUGAAUCCGCCAGCGUCCAGCACAACUGUCUCCAGCUUUCGUGAUAGCCUCAAGUCCACCAGCAUCCAGUGUGACAGCCUUGAUCCCACCUAAGCCUGUGCAACGUCUUUGAGUGCUCGUGCUCCACCAUUCAGCGUAAUAGCCUUUUAGCCUUGAAUUCUCUACUCAGUGAGACGACGUAUAUCCUUCCAUCUGGUGCAUUAGCUUCAAAUUCUCUUCAGGCUAGUGCAAUAGUUUCCAGAUUCCUGUCAUCCAUUGCAACAGCCUAUACCACUUCAGCCAACGCUAGUUACACCAUCCAGUGCAAUAAUCUCAAAUACUCAGUCACUGCCCCUGUGACUGCUGUCAUCUCGGAGGCCCCUCCCUGUCACAAAAGAGACAGUUUUCAGCAGCUGCGGCAUCAACUUUGUCACCUUGCCUUCAGGAAACAAUGGAGGUACGUGUCCCUCAGAGGAGCCCCAGUUACCUCUCCGGUCUGUAUCAGAACAUGCUAAGGGCUGAAGAAGCAUUGGGUCCAGGACGGUGGCGGCCGGAGCACCAGCCAUUGCGUGGCAGCUCCAGUCUGAGCACCCCACCCAAGAGGGAGCCACAACCAUGUCAUCUUCAGAGCAGCACUACUAUCAGCUGUGACCCACACCUGCAGCCUAUCAUACGCCGACGAGCCAGGUCUUUGCCCACUUCCCCUGAGAGGUUGAAGAAUACAGCAGCACAAUGCCGUGUUCCUGUGUGCAAGAGAAGCCGCAUUAACCGGGUGAGAUUUGCUGAUGCAUUGGGCUUGGAGCUGGCUGAAGUGAAAGUCUUUCAGGUUGGGGAGGACCCAUCCAUCCCCUUGCAUGUCCUCUCCAGGCUUUCCAUCAACUCGGACCUUUGCUGCAGCCAGCUGGAUAUGGAGAUCACCAUGCAGUGCUUGGUGCCUGACUUCCAGCAGCCUGUGGACUGUGUGGACUUCUCCACCCGCCUUCAUCAGCAGCUGGUGUGUCUAGAAUGUGUGACCAGCUCAGACCUGGGGCUCAGUGGCACUAUCCAAGUUCUCAAUGUGGCCUUCGAGAAGCAGGUGUCUGUGCGCUACACCUUCAACCAGUGGAAGAGCAUGCAUGAAGUGUGUGCUCAUUGGCACAGCAGCAAUCCUCAGGACGCUGGGAAGGGUCAAGCUGAUGUCUUCACUUUCUUUCUCCCCAUGCCUCCUUUCCUCCUCCAGCUGUGCUCUGUAGUCCAGUUUGCAGUGAGAUAUUGUGUCAAUGGGCAGGAGUACUGGGAUAACAACCAAGGUAAGAACUACAGCUUCACCUGCAGGAGUCACCUUCUCAAGAUGCCUAGGGAAUGUGAGGCGAGCUGGAUCCACUUCAUCUGAGCAAGAAGAAGAUAAAUGGAUAUGGAAUGGCUGCAGUGGCCUUUUCUUCCUUGGUGUUCCUCUGCUUCUCUGACACCACAGAAAUCCUUCAAGAGGCAAAGAUGUUUCAAAAUGAGAGUAACAAGUGAUCUGUACAAAACAUUUUUGUAAGAGCUUGAGAAAGGAUAAAGGGCCAAAAUCUGCAUGGAUUUACAUCCCAGGAGACUUCAUGGGAUUCAAAGAGAUUUCAUAGACAGAAAUCAGGGCAGAACUGGCUCAAAGGGACACUGUCAGGCUAAAUAUAUCAAAGGGAAAAUUAUGUGUUACUAAUAAUACUUUUCAUAAACAAAAAAGUUUAAAAUUCCAACUUAUUUGUCACCAUUUUAUACUGUUUAGUUUUUUGCACUUAACUAACUGGAAAAUAGGUUAGCUUUACUUUUUUGUUAUAGAUUUGUUUGUAGUAUUACACUGGUUCUUGGGCAUAAUUCCAGUGCUGCAAACACUGGGGUGCAAACACUGCAGGGCAAUGUUUAUAUCCAAAUUAUUUGUAUUCCUAUUUAAACACAUAAAAAUAUUUCUAUUGAUAUUAGUUUUUGUUAAAUAAUAAUAAAACCAAACUAUUGAUCUGAAACUACCUGACGGGGUCCCCAUAAAUAAGGUUUUAACCUGAUUCUUUUUCUUUCUCUUAUUAUUUUUAAUCUCCAGUGCUUGCCAUUGAUACAGUCAGAGUGAUUCUUGCUAAGAUGUGUUUCUUAAGCCAUAAGGCUGGCCUCCUUGGGAAAGGCCUGAUAUUUUCAAGGUGAGGUUCAAGCAGUUCUCUGGAUAAAGUUUUAAAAUAUAAACUUGUUCUUUUCUUGCAUAACUAUUUUCACUAAACAAAACCAGAGCAGUUUUGCACUUUUAAUUGCAUCUUCCACCAGAGAAUCUCAAAGCCCAAUACAAAUGUUAAUGAAAAAAGCCUCACUGCCCCUGUGUGUGAGACAGGUAAUCGUGCCUAUUUACAAAUGGAAACAGACACAAGAGGUUGAGUGCCAGGGCCACACAGUGAAUGAGUUACAGAACCAUGGAACAGAGCUCAGGAGUUGUGAUUCCUAGCCCUCCGUUCCAAUACCCUAACUGUUACCAUAGUAUUUUGAAUCCUAAAAUUAGCUAGUUCUGAUCUUUUUUGACCAGUGGAACAAGAAGGAGGCUCCCUCCUCUUUAGUAAAAAGUGGGGUCUUCAGGGAGGGACAAUGGCAUGGCUGGUAAAUCCAUGUCUGCUUGGAUCCACGGGCAGAAGUCUCCCCUCUAUGGUAGUGGGAACACAGCAACCACUUGGAGAGAAUGGCCUUCUCAGUACUUAACCUGUUGCUUUGCCUCUUUGUUGGAGAGGAUUUGAGCCUAUAAAAUUUUUGUGAUAUAUGCAGGGUUCAGUUUGGAAAAUAGAUGACAUCUACAGUUAUGAAAAUGUGUGAAAAACUUCUCAGAUAGCUUGUUAAUACAGCCUAAAUAUUAAAAAGUGACUCGUGAUCUUG